UCUAUAGUUUAUGGCAUAAGUUGAGUGACUUCGCGAGAAACAAACGGUCUGCGAACGAUUUGACAGUUGAAUUAGAAAACUUGUAAUUAGAAUGGCUUAUGUAGAUAAUAUGUUGCAGCCACAAGCAGCUGCUAUUUCAGAAAAUAUGUUGCCGGACUGGCUGACUUCGGAGCAGAGCACCGGGACGUCAAUCAUGGCGUGUGAAUUCGAAGGUGGUGUCGUAAUAGGCGCCGAUUCCCGGGGUACAACGGGGGCUUAUGUUUCCAAUCGUUAUGCUGACAAAUUAACACGAGUAACUGAUUACAUUUACUGUUGUCGUUCCGGUUCGGCGGCAGACACUCAGGCAAUUGCAGACAUUGUAGCUUAUCAUCUAGGAUUGCAUCAAAUGGAACUCGGAACGCAGCCCUUGGUGGAAACAGCCGCCAACGUGUUCCGCGAAAUAUGCUACAACUAUCGAGACUCUCUGAUGGCUGGAAUCCUGGUGGCGGGAUGGGAUAAACAGAAGGGUGGUCAGGUUUACAGCAUUCCCAUAGGUGGUAUGUGCGUCAGACAGCCGAUCUCGAUAGGUGGUUCCGGUUCGACGUACGUGUACGGCUACGUGGACGCGCAAUAUAAGCCCAAGAUGUUGAAGGAUGAUUGUCUCAAGCUGGUGGAGAACACUCUCGCAUUAGCCAUGGCUCGUGACGGAAGUAGCGGCGGUGUCAUAAGGACCGGAGUGAUCACGGAAAAGGGAAUCGAGAGGAAAGUCAUAUUGGGCAAUGAAUUGCCACGCUUCUACGAAGGAUGAAGAAUUAUGUUAUUGAGUGUUUGUUUGUGGCAAAAUACGUUUAAGGUAUUUCUAGAAAUCUAUACGUGAGAUAUGCACGCUCUGCAUUUGCUAAUUAAAAUUAAAGAGAAAAACGUA
Molecule: messenger RNA, 904 nt
Organism: Nylanderia fulva
Lineage: Eukaryota; Metazoa; Arthropoda; Insecta; Hymenoptera; Formicidae
Gene: Prosbeta1
Product: proteasome beta1 subunit
Cellular component (GO): proteasome core complex; cytoplasm
Molecular function (GO): threonine-type endopeptidase activity
Source: RefSeq, a predicted model, not a curated record